This is a messenger RNA of Fusarium odoratissimum NRRL 54006, 2043 nucleotides long. Its product is annotated as glutamate-5-semialdehyde dehydrogenase. The coding region runs from base 257 to 1594 and encodes 445 amino acids. The transcript is spliced from 3 exons. Gene Ontology annotation, molecular function: glutamate-5-semialdehyde dehydrogenase (NADP+) activity; NADP binding. The record is from RefSeq and is a predicted model, not a curated record. Lineage: Eukaryota; Fungi; Ascomycota; Sordariomycetes; Hypocreales; Nectriaceae.
AGGAAAUUCCAUUGUCACAGCAUGAGUAAUAGCUAGGAUUUGGUUUCCAGAUCUAGUAAGCCAUAAACCUGAUUCAAUUAUAGGCCCUCAACCUUUUAAAUGUAGACCAUGUAACGGCUGAGGCUCAUAAUGGCGGGGUGCAUACCAGCGGGGCACAGUUUAAACAUAACCUCACCUGAGUCACUUUCACACAUUGCGACUACAACCUCAGUCUCAGUCUCAGUCUCAACCUCAUCUCUCAAGUUCGCCACUAAAAAUGUCUCUCACAAACGCCUCCCCCGAGGCUGCAGCUAGCGCCGCAAAGACAGCAUCUUUCACUCUCGCAACCCUCCCUGCCAGCGAGCGCAACAAUGCACUUGAAGCCAUCCACGCUGCCUUGACGGCCUCAAAAGACGAAAUCCUCGCAGCCAACGCCAAGGAUCUUGAGCUGGCAAGGAAGGCUGCUGAUGAGGGCGGUCUUAGCCAGGCUCUUGUAUCGCGAUUGGAUCUUGGAAAGAAGGGAAAGUGGGAGGAUAUGCUCAAGGGAAUCUUGGAUGUGAGGGAUCUAAAUGACCCAAUUGGCCAGAUUCAGAUGAGAACAAAACUCGAUGAUGAUCUCAUCAUGGAGCGUGUCUCAUGUCCCAUUGGCGUCCUCCUUAUCAUUUUCGAGGCCCGUCCCGAAGUCAUCGCCAACAUCGCUUCUCUUGCUAUCAAGUCUGGAAAUGCUGCCAUUCUCAAGGGUGGGAAAGAGUCUACAGAGUCCUUCGUGGCCAUCUCAAAGGUCAUCUCAUCAGCUCUUGAGACCACAAAGGUCCCCAACUCAGCCAUCCAGCUCGUCACAACCCGCGACGUCAUUUCCCAGCUCCUCGCUCAGGACCGCUAUAUUGAUCUUGUCAUUCCUCGCGGAUCGAAUGAACUUGUUCGUUACAUCAAGGAGUCCACAAAGAUUCCCGUUCUCGGCCACGCUGAUGGUCUCUGCCAUAUCUACUUGACAGCCUCUGCCAAUAAGGAAAAGGCUAUUACUGCUAUUGUGGACUCCAAGACAAGCUAUCCUGCUGCCUGCAACGCUGUCGAAACCCUUCUAGUCCAGGAAUCGGCUCUGAAUACCAUCUUCCCUGCUGUUGCUUCCGCUCUUGCGGCCAAGGGGGUUUCCCUCCGAGUCGACGAGCCCAGCAAGGCUGCCAUUUCUUCUCUUUCACUGGAAGGUGUUCAAGAUGCCACCCCUCAAGACUACGACACUGAGCAUCUAUCCCUCACCAUUGGCGUAAAGACUGUUUCCUCUAUUGACGAGGCCAUCACCCACAUCAACACCCACGGCUCUCACCACACCGACGCUAUCAUGAGCUCUGAUUCUGCCGAGGCCGAACGUUUCAUGAACGAGGUUGACUCAGCUGGCGUAUACUGGAAUGCCGCUACUCGUCUUGCCGACGGCAUGCGUUAUGGUUUCGGUACCGAAGUUGGUAUCAGCACAAACAAAAUUCACUCUCGUGGUCCAGUCGGCCUUGAUGGACUGACUAUUUACAAGUACAAGAUCAGAGGCGACUACCAAGCUACUGCUGACUAUGGAGACGGAGAAGGCAAGAAGCCCUGGAAGCACGAGAAGUUGUCCCUUUAGACAACUGCUUGCAAAAAGAAAAAAGAAGAAAGAAAAUCGACGGCAUAUCACGGAGGCGUUGGGUAAAGUUUAACAGCUAUAAAAAAUAGUAGGCUGUUCAAGUCACGGUUUCAACACAAUUAUAGCGAUCCUUUGUGCUACUGCAUUUGUCUCAUUAUUCUAUGUUGUGCCAAUGUUGACCCAAUAACAAAAGUCCGUCUUCAUCGGACUUCGCAGAAAGUGUUUCGAUUUAUCCCCCCGAAGCACAUGUUUUAGUCAGCCGGCACUCCAAUGACCUCAGGUUAGGAAUUCGUAAGCACAUCAUAGCGAGCUGGUCUCGUACUGCUUGAUCAACUCGUCAAGCUUGGUGCCUUCAGACUUGAAGUCUAAGGGCGUGACAGUCAUCACUUGGUAGCGUAUCCUACAAAAGCGAUAUUAGUAUUUGAUUAAUAAUGAACAUGAUCAUCCUG